Molecule: messenger RNA, 1200 nt
Organism: Drosophila elegans
Lineage: Eukaryota; Metazoa; Arthropoda; Insecta; Diptera; Drosophilidae
Product: probable inactive serine/threonine-protein kinase DDB_G0278909
Exons: 3
Coding region: 66-1049 (327 amino acids)
Source: RefSeq, a predicted model, not a curated record
ACUAUUGCGCCAUUCCAUACAAAUAAUUUGUACUUUUCGCAAACUAGGAAGAAAAUCAAGAAAAAAUGAGCUUUCUUGCUAAUAAAAGUGACUCGGAGAGCGAGGACAAUGAGUCCUUCCACUCCUUUAACCAAACCGAUUCGUCCUUCGACAACCUGAGCGCCUCAUUCUCGGGGAGCGACAGCGACAGCGCCGCGGACUUUGACUCGGGAUCCGAGCAUGAGACUUCCAUGGAGAAUGUGGAGAAAACGGUCGAGGAGACCCAGGCCGCCUUUUCGGGCGUCACCUUGAAGCCAAAGUCCCCAGAAUCGGAGAUCCAUUCCAGUGACUCCUCCGCCUGUGAUGGCGUCUCCACAGGCAAAGCCACCCAGGUGAUGGGCCGCUUCAAGAGUCCCAAAAAGUUCACCAUCUCGCCGAUUAGUGAGCAAAAGCAGGAUCCCCUUCCCUGUUGCCCCAGGGAUGUGCCGCAACUUGCCUCAAAUCAGAUGCCCAGCCAGGAACUCUUCAACCUGGAUGAACCUGCACCGAUGCUGAAGGAGCACCUGACCACCAAUCGCCACACGGCGGCCAUUCAGAAGUACGCCUUCACCGAGAUUUGGUUGGGCUCACAGCAGCAUCCUAGCCAGCCAAAGAGUUCCCGCCUGCGGCAGUUUUCUGUGGCCCUGGAGGCCUACUUUGACACGGAAUCGUCUAAAAAGGAGGCUGAUGAUACCUUUGUUGCUGGCGAAGAGCCAACUAAAACCAAUGUGGCUCCUUCGAAAGAUAACAAGCCUGUGGAGGAACCCGUGAAGGAGCCCGUGAAGGAACCCGUGAAGGAGCCCGUGAAGGAGCCCGUAAAGGAACCCGCGAAGGAGCCCGUAAAGGAGUAUGUAUCCCCCUUGCCGAAUUUGUCAGGGCAACCAGCUCCAAAGGUGCCGCCUCUUUUGAAGGGCGCUAAGGCGCCGAUUAUUGUGCCAGCUGGCUUUGAUUUGACCCGAUUGGUGGAGUUGAAGAAUCCCAAUCACUGGCAUCGCCGUCCCCACAUGCGUACUGGCGAUCGCAUUUACUAAACUUUGCCCAACUAUUAUUAUUAUAUUAUCAGCAGCGUUACACAACUGUUGUUAUAUUACCAUGAUCAUCAGCAACGCUGGACGAUCUGACAUUUAUUCUGUUAGCAUUUAUUCUGUGUCUGCAAUAAAGGAUUGGGAACUACCAAAGCAA